CCGUCGUGCCGGGCGGUGCCGGCCCCGCCGCUGCGAUCCGGGUUCCCGGCGGAGGCGGAGCUGCGCAGGGAGGAUCCCGGGACGAGCCGCGGCGCAGCGGCCAUCGCUCGGCAGCGCCCGGCUCCGCACGGCCCGGGCCAGCACGCGGGGCCGGGAUGGCCGCCCGCAUCCUGCACCGGCUGCGGCACGCGCUGGCCGGCGAGGGCGGCCGGGAGGAGCGGGGACACGGCGGCUCCGAGGCCGAGGACUGUCCGGAGAGCUCAGAGCUGGAGGACGACACGGAGGGGCUGUCGACGCGCCUCAGCGGCACCCUGAGCUUCACCAGCCAGGAGGAGGAGGAGGAGGAGGAGGAGGAGGAGGAGGAGGACGAGGGCGCUGCAGAGGAGCUGGGGGAGCCGCCGCAGCCCCCCGGACAGGCUGCGGGUGCAGAGGAUGGAGCGUGGGGCCCCGCGGCCGAGCGCCCCAGCGGCAGCAGCCUGCUGACCCGGCAGCUGCAAGAGCUGUGGCGGAGGUCGCGGGGCAGCCUGGCCCCGCAGCGGCUGCUCUUCGAGGUCACCAGCGCCAGCGUGGUCAACGAGCGCUCCUCCAAGUACGUGCUCUACACCAUCUACCUGAUCCGCUCCGGCCGGUUUGACAAGGCGCCCGCUGCCAUCGCCCGACGCUACUCGGACUUUGAGCGGCUGAACCGCCGCCUGCGCUGCCGCUUCGGCUGCGACAUGGCCGGCGUUGCCUUCCCCAGGAAGAGGCUGCGCCGCAACUUCACUGCCGAGACCAUUGCCAAGCGGAGCCGAGCCUUUGAGCAGUUCCUGUCCCACCUGCACUCCAUUGCCGAGAUCCGCCGCUCCCCCGAAUUCCUCGAGUUCUUCUUCCUGCAGGACUUGCAGGCCGCACAGCGCCUGACCUGCACUGGCAUGUACCGCGAGGCCCUGGCCACCUGGGCCAAUGCCUACCGGCUGCAGGACCGGCUGGGGGUCUGCAGCACUGGCCGCUUCCUCCUGACGCUGGCCGGGCUGGCCGUGUGCCACCAGGAGCUGGAGCAGCUCGGCGAGGCACAUGGCUGCUGCGAGCAGGCGCUGGAGCUGCUGGAGGCGCAGGGCAGCCACCCGCUGCUGGGGCCCUUCCUGCGCGCACACGUGCACCUGGCCUGGAAGGUGGGCAAGGACAAGCGGCGCUCGGAGGCCCGGCUGCAGGGGCUGCGGGAGGCUGAACCACUGCAGCCGCAGCCCACACUGAAGGAGUGUCUGAUCAAGGAGCCACUGGAGUGAGCACUGUGCUGCACUGCGCUGCGCUGGCAGGGAAUGCGUGGGGCUGGUGCCCGGGAGCAGCGUGGGUGACACACGGGUGGGGAGAGGGCAGGAGUGGUGCUGUGCUCCCGUGCGCAGCACAGCCCGCGGCUGCCUGGUAAAUGCACUUUCUCUGCUGUUAGUCUGUCCUGGUGCUCACCGCACACACUGGUGCUGCCGCGAGCCAGCUCCGUCUUCUAGGGUGGCCAGAACUUCAGCUGGGACGUGCCGGCACAGGGGGAGGGACCGGGAGGCUUCUGGCAGCAUCGAGGCUCUUGCCAGGAACUUCCCAUAAAACUUGUAUAAUGUAAUAAAAAGGACUUUAUUAAAUAAAGUCUUGUCAGGAAGAAGA
Columba livia (rock pigeon) is the source of this 1635-nucleotide messenger RNA. RefSeq names its product sorting nexin family member 21 (gene SNX21). NCBI's taxonomy places the organism in Eukaryota, Metazoa, Chordata, Aves, Columbiformes, Columbidae. Bases 156 to 1265 code for a protein of 369 amino acids. Gene Ontology annotation, cellular component: early endosome membrane. Gene Ontology annotation, biological process: protein transport. The transcript is spliced from 4 exons. The record is from RefSeq and is a predicted model, not a curated record. Gene Ontology annotation, molecular function: phosphatidylinositol phosphate binding; protein binding.